CAAAUCUCCACAAUAAGAACUUUCAUGGGUGACAUCACUUUUAUUUCGGCUAAACCAUAUUCCGUCGGUUCACUGUUUUUUUCUACCUCAAUUGUCUUGACUACGUACUAUCACACUAUACAUAAACAUGAUGAGCGAAGAAACAGAGAAUACAAACAUAAAGAUUGAACCCAAUACUUCAGAAACACUAACAGCAACUGCUUUGGAAGUCGUGCAAGAAGAUACUUCCAACGAUCAUCUCUCAGCUGAGCAACGCUCUCAAAUGGUGAAAUUCAUUGCCUCACCAGUGCACUGUAAAUUAUUUGUGGAAAAGAUCUCCAUCAAAGGUGAUUCAGAGUAUAGAAAAGCAGAGAUCAUCUUGGCAAGAGAAACAAACAAGAAACCGUCUACACUGGAAUACUAUGUUCAUUAUGUAGAAUUCAAUAAACGUCUAGAUGAAUGGGUACCUUUUCAAAGACUGGAUUUUAGUAGAGGUGUCGAGUUUCCUAAGCCCAACAAUAAAAAGACAAAAAAAGGUGCUGCAGAUACAACAAGCAGAGGCUCUACACCACAAUCCAACAUGAUGAAAAAGAGGCUCGAGAGUGAAGUGAAUUUACCUGGUGAGGAGAUUAUUGGAGAAGAAAUCGUGCUGGGAGAAGAAGAUGAAGAGGAAGAGGAAGAAUUUGAAGAGGAAAAAGAACCGAGGACUGCAGAGGAUGAGUUCUCUAAAGAAGAAGAGAUAGAAAAAUUAAGGACGUCAGGAUCAAUGACACAAAACCUAAGUGAAAUUGCUAGAGUGAAAAAUAUGAAUAGAAUUCAAAUGGGAGAGCAUGAAAUUGAAACAUGGUAUUUUUCACCUUACCCAAAAGAAUACGCUUAUUGCGAUACACUAUACAUAUGUGAAUUUUGUCUGCUAUAUUAUCAGUCACAUAAACAACUAGAACGACAUCGGACAAGGUGUCAAUUACAACAUCCACCAGGAAACGAAAUUUAUCGAAAAGACGAUAUUUCAUUCUUUGAAAUUGAUGGUAGAAAACAAAAGACUUGGUGUAGAAACCUGUGUUUACUAUCAAAAUUAUUUUUGGAUCAUAAAAUGCUGUAUUAUGAUGUUGAUCCAUUCUUAUUUUACUGCAUGACAAAGAGAGACGAAUUGGGAUGCCAUUUGAUUGGCUACUUCUCAAAAGAAAAGGAAUCCGCUGACAAUUAUAACGUUGCUUGUAUUUUAACACUACCUCAAUAUCAAAGACAUGGUUACGGUAAAUUAUUAAUCGCUUUCUCUUAUGAACUUUCUAAAGUCGAAGGUAGAACUGGUUCUCCUGAAAAACCAUUAUCGGAUUUGGGUCUCAUGUCUUAUCGUGCUUAUUGGACCGAUACAAUCGUCGGUUUCUUACUAUCAACAAACGAAGAAGUGACUAUAGAAGAAAUAUCUCAAAAGACCGCUAUUACCACUCAGGAUAUUUUACAUACGCUCCAAAGUAUCGGCGCAUUAAAAUAUUAUCGCGGUCAACAUAUCAUCUGUCUUGGUGAUAAAGUCGUUGAACAAUGGGAAAAGAUUCAACAAAAGAAGAAGCGUGUUAUCUCUCCUGAGAAAUUGGACUGGAGACCUAUUCACUUUACUUCUUCCCAAUUAAGAUUUUUGUAACUUUCUUUAUAUAUAUAAUAGUAAUAAUAAUAAUAAUAAUGGUGGUAAUAAAAUUAGCGAGGCUAUUUCUUUUUUUUUUCUCCCA
Molecule: messenger RNA, 1706 nt
Organism: Mucor mucedo
Lineage: Eukaryota; Fungi; Mucoromycota; Mucoromycetes; Mucorales; Mucoraceae
Product: acyl-CoA N-acyltransferase
Exons: 1
Coding region: 128-1621 (497 amino acids)
Biological process (GO): regulation of DNA-templated transcription
Molecular function (GO): histone acetyltransferase activity
Source: RefSeq, a predicted model, not a curated record